Zasmidium cellare ATCC 36951 is the source of this 687-nucleotide messenger RNA. RefSeq lists its product as uncharacterized. Gene Ontology annotation, molecular function: 4 iron, 4 sulfur cluster binding; NADH dehydrogenase activity. Gene Ontology annotation, cellular component: membrane. NCBI's taxonomy places the organism in Eukaryota, Fungi, Ascomycota, Dothideomycetes, Mycosphaerellales, Mycosphaerellaceae. The record is from RefSeq and is a predicted model, not a curated record. The coding region runs from base 1 to 687 and encodes 228 amino acids. The transcript is spliced from 2 exons. Gene Ontology annotation, biological process: mitochondrial respiratory chain complex I assembly; mitochondrial electron transport, NADH to ubiquinone.
AUGUCGUCGCCGCGGGCAUUGACAGCGCUGGCGCGCUCGCGGCCUACCUAUUCCCUCCUCACCGCCGCCGGCCGCACCUCCUUUGCCCCGGCUUUCUCGACCAGCGCACGGAGGCAAAGAACAGCAGGCGGCGCCACCGAAGGCCCGCCUCCAGAUGGAUUCAGAAUAGCACCGCCGAAGAGGUGGAAUGAGAACAAGGAGAGCGUGUGGGACCAGGCGGGCAAGUACUUCCUGCUCACCGAGAUGGCGAGGGGCAUGUACGUUCUGCUGGAGCAGUUCUUCCGGCCACCAUACACUAUCUACUACCCAUUCGAGAAGGGUCCCAUCUCUCCCCGAUUCCGUGGCGAGCACGCCCUUAGACGCUACCCAACCGGCGAGGAGCGCUGCAUCGCCUGCAAGCUCUGCGAAGCCAUCUGCCCUGCACAAGCCAUCACAAUCGAAGCCGAAGAGCGAGAAGAUGGCAGCCGACGGACGACCCGCUACGACAUUGACAUGACCAAGUGCAUUUACUGCGGCUACUGCCAAGAAUCAUGUCCAGUGGAUGCCAUUGUGGAGUCGCCCAACGCAGAGUAUGCGACAGAGACAAGAGAAGAGUUACUCUACAACAAGGAGAAGUUGUUGUCGAAUGGAGAUAAGUGGGAGCCUGAAUUGGCGGCGGUGGCAAGAGCGGACGCACCAUACAGAUAG